UUUUUAAAGCUAUGCCACCCCCAUAACUCCUUGCUCUCGCUCCUCCCCUCCUCUUUCCGCCAUAUUUCCGUGCCGCUGCGGUGGUGCUCAUGAACGUCCUGGCCGAUGCUCUCAAGAGCAUCAACAAUGCCGAGAAGAGAGGCAAGCGCCAGGUUCUCAUCAGCCCGUGCUCCAAAGUCAUCGUCAGGUUUCUGACUGUGAUGAUGAAGCAUGGUUACAUUGGCAAGUUUGAAAUCAUUGAUGAUCACAGAGCUGGGAAGAUCGUGGUGAACCUCACCGGCAGGUUAAACAAGUGCGGAGUGAUCAGCCUCAGAUUUGACGUGCAGCUGAAAGAUCUAGAAAAAUGGCAGAAUAAUCUGCUUCCAUCCUGCCAGUUUGGUUUCAUUGUACUGACAACCUCAGCUGGCAUCAUGGACCAUGAAGAAACACAAUGA
Oryctolagus cuniculus (rabbit) is the source of this 434-nucleotide messenger RNA. The record is from RefSeq and is a predicted model, not a curated record. Lineage: Eukaryota; Metazoa; Chordata; Mammalia; Lagomorpha; Leporidae.